This is a messenger RNA of Necator americanus (New World hookworm), 321 nucleotides long. RefSeq lists its product as uncharacterized. The transcript has a single exon. Bases 1 to 321 code for a protein of 106 amino acids. Lineage: Eukaryota; Metazoa; Nematoda; Chromadorea; Rhabditida; Ancylostomatidae. The record is from RefSeq and is a predicted model, not a curated record.
AUGACGAUCUGUACUUAUAAUGCACGUACGCUUGCAUCGGAAGCGGCCAUCGAAAAUCUGAUGAUACAAGGCAAGAAGAUUAAGUACGACGUCAUCGGACUGACUGAGACGAGGCGACGCCACCCUUCCAACGCCGUACAUGAAACUGGAGAACUGUUCUUAGGAGCAUGCGACAGUAGAGGUGUUGGUAGAAUUCGCGUCCUCAUCAACACGAGUAUGGCAAAGAAGUUGGACAUGGACACGGUUGCACGAAGAAGGUUGAAAGUUUUAAAACCACCAAGAGACGCCCGUCUCUUGAAUCUCUUGAAACUCUUGCGCUGA